This is a messenger RNA of Rotaria sp. Silwood2, 748 nucleotides long. NCBI's taxonomy places the organism in Eukaryota, Metazoa, Rotifera, Eurotatoria, Philodinida, Philodinidae. The record is from the annotation of a GenBank genome assembly.
UAAAAGUUACUGUUCACCAACUUGAACCUCGUUCUAUUAAUCCAUCAGUUGAUCUUUAUAGUGGUAUGUGUACUCCUUAUAUUUUACCAUUUGGUGCAUUUGAUAUAGAUGAUUUAUCAAAAGAUAUUCCAUUAGAAUUACGUUUUACAAAAUCAUCUGAUACAUUUAUGGCAUUAGAUGAAAAUGAAUCUAAACUAGUAUCAGAAAAUGAAAUUGCUUAUUUAAUUGGAUCUCAAAUACUUACCAGAGCUGUCGACCUGGCCUGCUGCCUGGCAGGCGCCUGGCAGGCAGCAGGCCAGGCUAGCAGGCCAGGCCGAAUUUUAAAAUUUUGGCCUGGCCUGAUCAGGCUGAAAAAUUUUUGGCCUGGCCUGCAGGCAGGCCAGGCUAAACUUAGUUGCCUGGGUCAUUUUUUUUUUAUAUAUUAUUUUUUCAGUAGUCAUAUUGAAAACGGUGAUGGCGCCACAAACUAGUGAUUUUACGCAUUUAAUUCACGAUUUAUGAUUGGUGAGUGGUCUAUUGGUUCAAAAUAGUGAAUGAAUGAAUGAAUGAAUAGAAUAAUAGAAUAUAAAAUAAAUAAAACAAAGAAUGCAAUAAUAUUCACGAAACUUUCAUUUCAAGAUAUUAGAAUAUCAACGUUGUUGUUCUUUUAAAACACUCAUCUUCUUUCUUUAAUAUUUUUUAUAGGUAUUAGCAUAGAUAAAAUAAUGUCAACCGAUGAUAUUCAUAUUUUGCCAUCUUCUGAUUCAAC